Messenger RNA from Anguilla anguilla (European eel), 4219 nucleotides. RefSeq names its product G protein-coupled receptor 180 (gene gpr180). The coding region runs from base 43 to 1395 and encodes 450 amino acids. Lineage: Eukaryota; Metazoa; Chordata; Actinopteri; Anguilliformes; Anguillidae. The transcript is spliced from 9 exons. Gene Ontology annotation, biological process: response to pheromone; G protein-coupled receptor signaling pathway. The record is from RefSeq and is a predicted model, not a curated record.
AGGACUGCAGCUACAUAUAAUCCCAUUCAUUGCCACAUAUCCAUGCAGAGUUGCCACAAAGUUUUUUUCUUUAAUGCAUCUAAAUUAAUUAAUAAAUUAAAUAUGUAUGCAUUAAUGGUGUCGCUUAUUGUGUACUCACAGUGUGUUUCACUGGCAAACGGAAAAACUGUAUUGGGAGUUUUCAAAAGCGAUGCUGCCAGGGAAAACAAAGGACAAUACAUAACAAGAUUUUUGUUUCAUGGACAGAAUGCCUUGAUUGUUUACAAGCUGGAUGAUGUGCCCAUGGCAAAGCAGAAAGAGGCCAAGCUGCUACUCUUCCAAGCGCCGAAGGGAGCGGACAACCUGAGCUGUCUGGAGAAUCUCUCUGGAGCUCAGCUCUCCAUUACCCUGAGCACAGAGGAGCACAACCAGACCAUCCCCAGUCAGCCCUUUCCUCUGAUGUGGCAUGUGAUGUAUGCCGACCGCUACACCUGCCAGGAGGGCAGCAUUGACGAGACUGAGAAAGACGUCCGCUUUGAGAUCAACCUGUUCAACCCUGAUGCCGCCGGCAACCCGCUAGACCACUUUAGUGCCGAGGAGGCAGGCCUGCACAGUUUCUACUUUCUGCUGAUCCUGGCGUACUUCGUGGCGGCCUGCAUCUACAUGCGGCCGCUGUGGCAGGCGCUGCACAAGGGCGGGCCCAUGCACACCGUGCUCAAGGUGCUGUCCAGCGCGCUCCUGCUGCAGUCUGUCUCCGCCCUCUUCAACUACAUCCACCUGGCCAGAUACUCCAGGGAUGGGAUCGGGGCUCCCUUGAUGGGCAGCUUGGCAGAGUUCUGUGACAUGGUGUCCCAGAUCCAGAUGCUCUACAUGCUGAUGAGCCUGUGCAUGGGCUGGACCCUCAGCCGCAGCCGCAAGUCCCAGCCCAAGCCCCUGCAGUGGGACACGUCGCCCGCCUCCACCGCCCUCGCCCUGGGAGCCGUGGCCACCCAGGGGGCGCUGUUGGUCUGGGAGCAGUUCGAGGACACCGAGCACCACAGCUACCACGCGCAUCACGGCACGGCGAGCCUCCUGCUCAUCGCCCUGCGCAUCGCCCUGGCCCUGGUCCUCGCCUCCGUCCUCUAUCAGAUAAUCACAGCCGAGAGGAGCACCCUCAAGAGGGACUUUUUUAUGAACUUCGCCAAGGGCUGCUUCCUGUGGUUCCUGUGCCAUCCUGUGCUAGUGCUCCUCUCUGUGGUUUUCAGCGUGCAUCAGAGAGAGAAGAUCAUCACCAUCGGGGCCAUCCUUUGCCAGUCCAUAUCCGUGGUCAUUCUCUAUAGACUCUUCCUGUCCCGGAGUUUGUACUGGGAGGUCUCCUCCCUGUCCUCCGUCACGCUGCCGCUGACGAUGUCCAGGGGGCACAGGAACCGUUAUUAACGUGCAGCCGCCUGGUAGAGGGGGAGCGGAUUAACUGCGGCACCCGCCCUUGGGACAAAGUGACUAGGAUGUGGCCUAAAGGUGGGGGUGGUCUCCAGGCUUCCAGGUGAGAAAGGUGCUUCCCUGGGUCAGAGGCCCAAUGCGGAUGUGAAACGUAAUGCUCGCAGUGCUGAGAUGAAUUGGGUCUGGUUGGGCCUACAGGAGGCUUAACCUAAGCAUUGCAUUCUCAGGGCUGGUACCAUAGAGUUGUGAGGACUGCUAUGUAAACAACACAGAAAAAGCACAGGAGGAUGUGUAUGACAUUCAACACGCUGAAUUAUUAAAAUAUGAUAUGAAGAAGAAAAUAUUAGCUAUUCUUAUUUCACAAGGGGGGCAAAUUGUCAUACAGGUCAUUGUAAAACUGUAUGAAUGAAUUAUAACUCAGUGCUGCUGAUGACUUAUGAUCACUGUGGUAAUAUAUAUUAGGACCAGUGGUUCCCAGACUGUGAGCUAGAUAUUCACAACAGUCAGUCUAGUGCACAUACUGUUCUGUGCCGGAUAUUUAGAAUAAAAUAGGUUCUGUGUCUGAUUUUACUGUGUAUUAGUCUAAAGUGUAAUGUUGAGUCAGAGAAAAUGUAUGCUUUCAUGUGGCCUGAAAAGAUGAGAUUCUCUUAUUUAAACUUGUCUCUCCUUAUGAUUCUCAAGCAUGCUGGGCAUGCCUAGAUGACAUAACUGUAAAGCUGUUGCCAAUGAGUAGAUGGGGAAAAUAAUUCUGAGAUAUUGUACUCCGACCAUUUUCCGGCAAAUACUGUAAAAGAAAACGAACCAAACUGAAUUUUGAGUUUUUGAAAGAUAACAUUUUGGAAGAAGGAUCAUGGAAAACAUAUUGUCCUAAAAUAUUUUUUAUCCGUACACAUUUUUCAGGCAUUGGUCAAAGGUCCAGUAAAAUUAGUAAUUUAUUGAUAUCUUCCUCAUAGACUGUUUACAGUAUGUUGGCUUGUCAUUGUUUAAAUAAAUUUUAUAUUUGUGGGGGGUUUUCCCAAUAGUAACAGAGGUAAUAGAGUAUAUUGGCAGAGGUGGCAGUGCACACCUUUAUGUGCAUUAUUAUCGUGUGUGGGUUUUUCAACUUAUUGCUAGUAAUAUCACGGUGUUUGAGUAGCUGGCCACCCAUUUAUUCCACAAACUGUGAAGACUGGGACUGUGCAUUAUUAACACCACUAGAGAGAAUAUGUGGCUUCACAGAUAAAUAAAAUAAAGUAAAAAGAAAAUAGCUAUAAUGCUCCUGUAUGACAGCGUUCUUAUGUGGUCCAUAUUGAUACUGCAUAACUGCUGCUUUCUACAAAUAAAUAAAUAAAUUAUGGAUUUACUGAAUUAAGUUGUUUUUCACCUAACAUGAGUUAUAUUAAAAAUGGUUAUUGAAAUGUUGGGUAAAACAAAAUGUAAGUUGGUAACAUAUUUUGUAAAUUUUUUUAUGAGGCAAGAUGGCUUUUUGUGAAUGAUUUGUUUGCUUUGUUUUCUUUUAUAAAAUACUGGUUAAACUCGACAUUACUUGAACACUAAUACUGAGUCACUUUGCGUUAUAUAUGUACAUGGUGUUAUGUCGCAUAGCUCAUCAUUACAUUUUAAGAAGUGCCUGUGAGAAUAUACAUAAUACAUAGACAAUCACUUUGACUUUGAAAGGUGCUGUUGCCAUAUUUUUUACAACCAAAUAUAAGCAUUUAUGCUGUUUAAGGAAAUGUAUUUUAUUUAAUAAUCUAACCGAUACAAUUUUUUGUUAAAAGUAGUGCAUGUUUUGUAUAGGUUUAAUUAAUUUAGUUUUAAGUUAUGCUAUAGGUAAAUUAGUCAUUUCUGUUCAUUUGCUUCAUCUGUCAAAGUAUUAAAUUAAUUGCAGUAAAUUCCAUGUCUCUUCACUUGCUUUUGCUUAAGAUGUUGGUUAAAUAUUGGGAUGGAAUGUUUGAUGAUUUGCACAGGAAAUGCAGUGCACGUUAUGGCACGUAGAGGGCAGUGUUGUUUGUCAGGUUGCUCCAGUUCUACCACAUCAGUACACAGCCAUUAGCUCCGGUGCUGGUGCAUGACUGACAAGCCCACCUAGGAUGCCUAUAAGAUGUUUUCUAAAAUCAAGCAUAAAAUGGCAAAGGCUUGGGCCAAUGAUUUGUACUCAAAGCGCAACCAUGUAAAUUAUGUUUAAAUGAACAAAGUAAACAUAUGCAUCUGUGUCGAAUUCUGCCAGAUGUAAGAAACAUUCAAAUUAAAACAAAAUGAUAAAUCAAAAAAUGGGAGAAUGAAAAAAUAUGUUGUGCAGAUCAAAACUGAUUCCAAGCUGUUAAAAAUGUUACUCAGAAAACAAGAUUAAAGCUCAAUGUUUUUUUUCCUCCUCUUGUUCUUAUUCCUAAAUCUUUACCAAAUGUUUAAAGGUAAAAAUUAAUUUAUCAUUUUUUCUCAAUUAGAGUGCAUGGAAAAUUAUUUGGUAUGGGAAGUUGUCAUUAUGUAUCCGGAUUUGAACAGAUGUUAUUCAUGCUUGCCAACAAUGAAUGUGGCUAUCUAUGCAGUUACAUUUGCACUCUUUGAGAAUUGGGAUUGCAUGGUGUUACAGUCUACUUUCAUUCUUAGUAAACAUGCCAUUUAUAAACAAAAUACUUCCACUUUAAACUGAUGGAAUUGUUGACUAUGUUAAAAUAUCUUGCAGUGAUGUUACAUACAGUAUUCUGUAUGAAACGGGAUUCAUCUGUUUUGUCCAAACAGAAUACCUGUACAGGAAGUGUAACUGCGUUUGAUGCAUGUGAACCCAAAACAUUUAAAAUAUUGCUUUAGAAAUUAAAAUGAAAUAAAAAUGCCAUAUGAUUCA